Spodoptera litura is the source of this 1758-nucleotide messenger RNA. RefSeq lists its product as uncharacterized. Lineage: Eukaryota; Metazoa; Arthropoda; Insecta; Lepidoptera; Noctuidae. The record is from RefSeq and is a predicted model, not a curated record.
GGAUCUUUUACUUUUAAAUCAUAGGUUCUAUGUACCACCCGGAGCACGAAUUUGCAAUUAUCAUUUAAAUCAUGGUCACUGGAAUGAAUUAACCUCCCAGCUAAGAGAUUUUACUGGUACACAGUUUGAUAACAUUUUAAACAUGUUGCAGCGAGCUGCCAAAUACCACAUUGAUUUUUCGAAUAUUGCAACUAUGCCGGCAUAUUUAUGUCAUUACUGGUUAGGUAUGACUUCUAAUCAAUUUCAUGAUUUAUUAAAUUCUAUUCCAAGUCUGUCAGACUCUGUACCUAAUGCCACUAUUGCUUUGUCUAUGUAUUUAGUUAAACUGCGAACAGGUGAUAGUAACGAAAGAUUGGCAACACUUUUCGAGAAAUCUCGAACUACCUUAGAACGCUGGAUGAAUGCAGCUAGAGAGUGUCUAACUAGACAGUUUGUACCGAUGCAUUUAGGAUUUAAUCAUCUAACCAUAGAAGAUGUUGCUUCUAGAAAUAGAAUAAUCCCUGAAGGAUUAUUUGGUAAUCCAGAUUUGCCCCCAAAUACCAAACCGGCAAUAGUCAUGUGUGAUGCAACAUAUGUAUUUAUGCAGAGUAGCACUAAUUAUUUAUUUCAAAAACAGACUUAUAGUUUGCAGAAACUAGAUAAUUUAGUAAAGCCAUUUAUGAUAGUAUGUUGUGAUGGUCACAUAAUAGAUUGUUUAGGGCCCUAUAAAGCAACCACUAAUGAUGCUACGAUUACUAGUUUGAAUCUUCGUAAUGAGGAGUCUGGUAUAAGAACAUUUUUCCGGACAGGCGACAUCUUUAUACUUGACAGAGGUUUCAGGGAUGUCAUAUAUGAAUUACAAGAAUGUGGUUUUGUGACACACAUGCCAGAAUCUUUAUUAGAAAACGAACAUCAGUUGACAACCCAGCAAGCAAAUCGGUCUCGUUUUGUAACUAUGUGUCGUUGGGUUGUAGAAGUCGUUAAUGGGAGAAUUAAAAGGGACUUUAGACUCUUUCGACAUGUAUAUAAUAAUCGUGCUGCUUUGCAUCUAAAGGACGAUUUUAGAAUAUGUUGUGCACUAACAAACAUGUUCCAUGUAUCCAUACAGGAUCCACCAGAGGCUGCAGAGUAUGUUAGAAUAGCAAAAAAUAGGCUUGAGCUUGAAAACCAUUUAGCAAUAUAUGUAGAACAAGAAAAUCUGAAUAGAAGGAGAACGAAUUUUCAAAUGAUUGAUCACAUUAAUCUACAUUUAAAUAGGUUUCCCCGACUAUCAAUUAAUGAUUUAAAGCAAUUUGCUCUGGGUACCUAUCAACUUAAACAAGCCAGAUCGUACUAUGGGGAACAUGUCCGUCGGACUGGUACGUAUCAUGUAGAAGUAAAUGACGUGAUUGAGGAUGAUAUACCUCUGAUUUUGGGACAUAAUAACUAUCUGUUGAGAGGCAGGAUUAAAUCGAGACACAUAAGUAGUCGCACCUAUUUUACCUACUUAUUAAUUAGCAAAGAUGAUGCUGUGGCUAAUGCAUUAGACGCGAUUGUCGGUUACUCAUGCAGCUGUCUGGUAGGAAAAAGAACUGUGGGCUGUUGCGCUCAUAUAAUGACUAUAGUUUGGUUUUUGAGCUGGGGGCGCUAUAAUGAUAUAACUGCUCCAGCUUCGUAUUUAGACGAUUAUUUCAUGGAGUAUGAGGAAUAACUAAGGUAUUAUAUACCUAACACAAUUCUAUUUCAUGUUAUAUAUGUAUGUAGGACAUCUAAAAUACAAGUACUUUUUUUUUCUUUUCU